This is a messenger RNA of Chaetura pelagica (chimney swift), 1871 nucleotides long. It is a transcript of the gene WDR37, whose product is annotated as WD repeat domain 37. NCBI's taxonomy places the organism in Eukaryota, Metazoa, Chordata, Aves, Apodiformes, Apodidae. The transcript is spliced from 13 exons. The coding region runs from base 1 to 1488 and encodes 495 amino acids. The record is from RefSeq and is a predicted model, not a curated record. Gene Ontology annotation, molecular function: protein binding. Gene Ontology annotation, cellular component: preribosome, large subunit precursor.
AUGCCAAUAGAAAGUGGAAGUUGUGCAUCUGCUCGCCAAGCAAAGCAGAAACGUAAAUCACACAGUCUUUCAAUCCGAAGAACCAACAGUUCCGAGCAAGAACGGGCAGGACUGCAGAGAGACAUGUUGGAAGGGCAGGAUUCUAAACUACCAUCUUCUGUACGCAAUACACUCCUUGAACUUUUUGGACAAAUAGAGCGGGAGUUUGAAAACCUGUAUAUUGAAAAUUUAGAAUUACGUAGAGAGAUUGAUACACUGAAUGAGCGUUUAGCAGGUGAAGGACAGACAGUUGAUGGAGCUGAACUGAGCAAAGGACAGCUGAAAGCAAAAGCCAGUCAUAGUACCAGUCAGCUUUCUCAGAAAUUAAAGACAACUUACAAGGCAUCUACUAGCAAGAUUGUAUCCAGUUUUAAAACCACAACAUCAAGGGCAAUCUGUCAACUGGUAAAGGAGUAUGUUGGCCACAGGGAUGGUAUUUGGGAUGUCAGUGUGGCGAAAACUCAACCAGUGGUGUUGGGAACUGCAUCUGCUGAUCACACUGCUUUGCUGUGGAGCAUAGAAACAGGGAAGUGCCUUACCAAGUAUGUAGGGCAUGUCGGAUCAGUAAAUUCCAUCAAGUUUCAUCCAACUGAGCAAGUGGCUCUUACAGCAUCUGGAGACCAGACAGCUCACAUCUGGAGGUACAUAGUACAGUUGCCUACACCUCAGCCAACUGCAGACUGCAAUCAAAUGUCUGGAGAAGAUGAGGUUGAGGUCUCAGACAAAGAUGAACCUGAUGGAGAUGGAGAUGGUUCUACUGAUUGUCCCACUGUCAGAGGCCCAUUAACUUCACUCAAAAGCCAUCAAGGAGUGGUCAUAGCAGCCGACUGGCUGGUUGGGGGGAAGCAGGCUGUGACAGCAUCAUGGGAUAGGACAGCCAAUCUGUAUGAUGUAGAGACUUCCGAACUUGUCCAUUCUCUUACAGGACAUGACCAAGAGCUAACACAUUGUUGUACACAUCCCACCCAACGUCUUGUGGUUACUUCAUCACGCGAUACAACCUUCCGUCUGUGGGAUUUCAGAGAUCCUUCUAUCCAUUCUGUGAAUGUCUUUCAGGGCCACACAGACACUGUGACAUCUGCAGUUUUUACUGUGGGAGACAAUGUUGUUUCUGGGAGUGAUGACCGUACUGUAAAAGUUUGGGAUUUGAAAAACAUGAGAUCUCCUAUUGCAACAAUCCGUACAGAUUCUGCAGUCAACAGGAUUAAUGUGUGUGUUGGCCAAAGAAUCAUCGCCCUCCCGCACGACAACCGACAGGUCAGGUUAUUUGACAUGUCAGGAGUGCGAUUAGCACGCCUCCCUCGCAGUAAUAGACAGGGCCACAGAAGGAUGGUGUGCUGCACAGCAUGGUGUGAGGACCACCCCAUAUGUAACCUCUUCACAUGUGGAUUUGAUCGUCAGGCUAUUGGCUGGAACAUCAACAUCCCUGCUUUGUUACAAGAAAAAUGAAAUGCUGGGAGAAAUUUUGUAUUUUACGUUGCCAUGGACACCUACACUUUUGCAGACUUCCCUGAGUACUGGUCUGCAGUUGCUGUAAAAGCUCUUCCUGAAGUGGAGACUUCAGCAAAUGUUGUUCUUGUUACCACCUUGUGCACAGUUUGCAUGAAUUGUACAGAAAAUGUGAUUUUUUAAAAAAUUAGUUUGUCUUGUGUAUGAACUUUUAUAUUUUGGCAUCCACUGGUCAAUAUGUUCACUGUUGCGUAGAGCACAUGAAUGUUCAUAAGUUAUUUAGCAUUUAAUAGAUACACAGUAGGGCAUUAUGUUUGUGACAUAAAUGUGAAACUUAAGUAAUUAAUGUAGAGAGUAUAUAGCAGUCUGUUACAUUUUUCCAU